AUGGUCUAUGACUACCGCUUGACCCAGUUCCCUCCCAGCAGACGACCUGGCAGCGGGGCGGAGGGCCCCUCCAUCAGGGGAGCAAAAUGUGGACCCUCCUCGCAACCUCCUCCUACCAGCAAGGGCACGGUGCCUUUUGCGUCUUCCCAGCGCCAGGGCGAUGGGCAGGAUGCUGUACCUUCCCAAAGACAGAGGCCUGGUCCUUGUCCACCAGAGCCUGAGGCCCCACACAGGAGACAGACCGGUGAAGAGGUAACAGCCAGGCACUGGGCUGAGGGGCCUAACCUGGCCAAUGGCUAUUCAGGGCACGGGAAGGCCAUGGCAGGCUUCACCAAGGAGAAGAGAUUGGGCUGUGUCUUUAAGACUGAGCAUGAGUUUGCCAACUGGCCUUGGCUGAGCCUCGGCCGGGACCCGGGUCUGUCUGCAGCCAAGGUUUGCCAGUUGCGGGGUGGUGGCGGCAGUGGUGCCGGAGACCUCGCCAGCCUGCCAAGCCCGGGGCUCGGAGGCCUGUUGGCGGCGAGGCCGGGCCCCCCGCGGUCGAGGAGUUCCUCGGGGCGCGCCGCCGGCAGAGGCAGCGGCCGGCCAGGCCCUUCCAGACCGCGGGGCCCACGCCUCGGCGGCCCGGGGCGCUCGGCUCGGGCACUGCAGCCCGGGAGCGACAUCCACCGGCGGAGCCAGCCCGCGGCACCCGAGGCCGCCUCGCCCCGCCUCGCCGCGGGCCCUGAAGGAGCGCCCCGGGCAGGCCCGGGGCGGCUGCGGCGGCGAGAGGUGCCUCUGCCGGGCGCGGAGGGCGGCGGCCGGGCCGCGGGCAGGGCCUGCGCGGCCGCGGGCAGCAGGCGGGCGCCGGGACCCUGCGCUGGGAGCCCGUCGGAGCCGCCAGCCGCCCGGCUGGGCGGGGGUCCGGGGCGCCCACGUGGGAGGACUGCAGGGCCCGCGGCCCGGGGCUCCGCGCCGCCUCUGAGCGGGCCCGUGCUCCCCGGCGCCCCCGGCGCCGCGCUCGCCCCGCUCCGCCGCCCGCCCGCCCGCCCGCCGGCGGCCCUUCCUCGGCGCGAGGGCGAGGCGCUCAGGUGCGAGCGCGGGGCCCCGCCGCAGCGCCCGCCGCAGCGCCGCGCCAAGCCGCGGCACCUCCGCUCCGGGGGCCCGGGCGCCUUCGCUUCCGUCUCGGCCAAGUUGCGUCGACCGGCCCUUUCGCCACCUUCCCCGCCCGGCGACCGGGCCGCCGCUGCCGCCGCUUUCGCUUCACCCGAGCGGGGGCUGCGGGGCCCCGACGCGGAGAGGAUGGGGAGAAGGCUGCGGAUGCCCAGGCGCCCCGAGACGCCCGUGCGCCAGUGA
Molecule: messenger RNA, 1332 nt
Organism: Physeter macrocephalus (sperm whale)
Lineage: Eukaryota; Metazoa; Chordata; Mammalia; Artiodactyla; Physeteridae
Product: collagen alpha-1(III) chain
Exons: 4
Coding region: 1-1332 (443 amino acids)
Source: RefSeq, a predicted model, not a curated record